This is a messenger RNA of Magnolia sinica, 1288 nucleotides long. RefSeq names its product protein DOWNY MILDEW RESISTANCE 6-like. Bases 54 to 836 code for a protein of 260 amino acids. NCBI's taxonomy places the organism in Eukaryota, Viridiplantae, Streptophyta, Magnoliopsida, Magnoliales, Magnoliaceae. The record is from RefSeq and is a predicted model, not a curated record. The transcript has 3 exons.
AUGAAAUUGAUUGUGAUGAACAGAUAGUUAACCAUGGUAUUAAGGCCUCUCUAAUGGAGGAGAUGAUAAGUGCAGUAGAAGGCUUCUUCUCUCUUCCAUGGGAAGAAAAGGUGAAGUAUGCCUCUGACAAUGUUAUGAGCCCUGUACGAUAUGGCACGAGCUUGAACACGUCGGUGGCCCAUGUGCGCCAUUGGAGGGACUACUUACGCCACUACUGCCAUCCAAUUGAAAAGAACUUUCAUCUAUGGCCAGAUAAUCCCCCAAGUUACAGGGAAGUAACGAAGGAAUAUACGAAGGCACUUUGGAGGCUGAUUCUAGAUUUAGCCGGGGCAGUUUCAGAAGGCCUUGGGCUUGAAAAAGACUACUUAGAGAAGUUUAUGGGCCAAGGUUUCCAGCCAAUUGCAAAUAAUUACUAUCCCAAGUGUCCAGAGCCGCAUCUCACGUUAGGCCUCGCAGCACAUUCGGACCAUGGAUGUCUUACCAUACUCAUGGACAACGGCGUCGAAGGAUUGCAGGUGAAGCACAACGACGAGUGGGUCCCAGUCCGGCACGUGCCAGGAUCGUUCAUUGUCAACCUCGGCGACACUAUACAGAUAAUGUCGAAUGGGAGGUAUGAGAGCGUCGAACACCGGGCAGUGGUGAACGAGGAAAGAGCAAGGAUCUCCGUUGCUGUUGGCAGUGGACCCGAGCUGGAUGCAAUCCUGGCCCCAGCUAGCCAACUUGUGGAUGAAGAUGGUGGGCCCAAGUACAAGCCUGUAGUAUACAAAGACUACGUGAAGUACCAGCAAACCAUUGUCACGAGGGGAAAGACUGCAUUACAGAUGGUCAUGGCAUGACCGUCCGAUUAAGAUGCUGACUAUGAUUAUUAGAUGGAAUCAUAAGACCAUUUGAAUGGAGUAGUUGCACUUGCACGUGCCCAUCUGCGAAAGAUAGAUACAGGUGCGUGUGGUACACUUGUGUGAGAUCUGAACCGUUCAUCAAGUGGGCCUAUUGGUGAAUUGACCCCUGAGACAAAACCAGGCUGCUCCAGCCAUCAGGCAGGCCUAAGCUGUUACAAAACAAGUGGAUGUUACCAGAUAAACCAGUAGUACGCAUCUAACAUUUAUGUGCUGGCCACCUGAUAAGGAAACGGAACUGAUCUCUUCGCCAGGGUAAAUUGAAAAGGUGGCCCACCUGAUAAACAUCCUGGAUCUUGCACGUGGGUUUUACCUUAGUAUUACGAAAAGGUAAUUAUAAAUAAGUAAACACAAUGCAUUAUAAUUACAUUGACUAUUCCAUCAUAUGAGCC